GUAAUCUUUCGGCUGCUCUGCGCCUCAACGUUUAGUCGACGCGUAGCACUCAACACGAACAAACCGUUUGGCAGCGUAUCUCUCAGAUACGACGUGACGAUUAUAUUUUGUAAAGCCACAAAAUGCAUAGAGCACACACGGCCUUUAGUCUGGCGUUAUCGCCCAUGGCGCAUAAAAACUUUGCCACAUGGCUGCUCAACAGCAGCAGCAGUCAGAAGCUGAUCAAGGCCAGCGCAGCAUCUGCUGUGCGCACCUACAAUUCAGCGGCUGCGGAACCUUUUGCCAAUGGCAGCACCGCAUCCUACGUGGAGGAGAUGUACAACGCCUGGCUGCGUGAUCCCAGCUCUGUGCACACUUCCUGGGAUGCCUACUUCCGUAGCAACUCGUAUGUGAGCCCGCCCAAUUUGGCGCCCGUGCAGGCAAACACGUUGCCAUUGACGGCCUUUAAUUUCGGUGGCGCUGUCAGCGCUGCGCCCGACUCCAAGACCAUCGAUGACCAUUUGGCCGUGCAGGCCAUCAUUAGAAGCUAUCAGUCACGUGGUCAUUUGGCAUCUGAUCUGGAUCCGCUUGGAAUUUUAACACGCGAAAAAACCGUUUGCAAGGAUGGUCUUGCACGUCGUGCUAAUGAGGAUGUGCUCAGGCAGCACUCUGGGUUUUUGUUUGGUGAACAGGACAUGGAACGUCAGUUCAAGUUGCCCAGCACCACCUUCAUUGGUGGCGAUGAGGCCUCUUUGCCACUCAAGGAAAUUCUGAAUCGUCUGGAGAAUGUUUAUUGCAAUAAAAUUGGCGUUGAAUUCAUGUUCAUCAACUCCUUGGAGCAGUGCAACUGGAUUCGCAAGCGCUUUGAGACGCCGGGCGUCCUCAGCUUCUCGCCAGAGGAGAAGCGUUUGAUUUUGGCCCGUUUGACGCGUGCCACCGGCUUUGAAGCCUUUUUGGCCAAGAAGUACUCCUCGGAGAAGCGUUUUGGUUUGGAGGGCUGUGAGAUCAUGAUUCCAGCCUUGAAGGAAAUCAUUGAUGUGUCCACUGAGCUGGGCGUCGAGUCUGUCAUUAUGGGUAUGCCGCAUCGUGGACGUCUGAAUACAUUGGCGAACGUCUGCCGCAAGCCCCUCAAUCAAAUCUUUACUCAGUUCGCUGGACUUGAAGCUGCUGAUGAUGGCUCUGGUGAUGUGAAGUACCAUUUGGGCACAUAUAUUGAGCGUUUGAAUCGUGUUACAAACAAAAACAUCCGCCUGGCUGUUGUGGCCAAUCCUUCCCAUUUGGAGGCCGUCGAUCCUGUUGUGCAGGGCAAGACUCGUGCCGAGCAAUUCUAUCGCGGUGACCAGGAGGGCAAGAAGGUGAUGUCCAUUCUCAUUCACGGUGACGCUGCCUUCUGCGGCCAAGGCGUUGUCUAUGAGACGAUGCACUUGUCGGAUCUGCCCGACUACACGACGCACGGUACUAUCCACGUGGUGGCCAACAACCAAAUUGGCUUCACCACAGAUCCACGUUUCUCACGCUCCUCGCCCUACUGCACGGAUGUUGCGCGUGUCGUCAAUGCACCCAUUUUCCACGUCAAUGCUGACGAUCCUGAGGCCGUGAUGCAUGUGUGCAAGGUGGCUGCCGAAUGGCGUGCCACUUUCCACAAGGAUUGUGUUAUUGAUUUGGUUGGCUAUCGUCGCAACGGCCAUAACGAGAUCGAUGAGCCGAUGUUCACCCAGCCCCUUAUGUACCAGAAGAUCCGCAAGCACAAGAAUUGCUUGGAUCUGUAUGCUGAUAAGCUGAUUGCUGAGGGCACCGUUACCGCUGAGGAGGUCAAGUCUGUGGCCGCCAAGUACGAGAACAUUUGCGAGGAAGCCUUUGCGCUGGCCAAGACCGAGACACACGUCAAGUACAAGGAUUGGUUGGACUCACCAUGGUCUGGCUUCUUCGAAGGCAAGGACCCACUGAAGGUGGCGCCUACUGGUGUCAAGGAGGAAACUCUGAUUCAUAUUGGCAAUCGUUUCUCUUCGCCACCACCCAAUGCUGCUGAAUUCGUUAUUCACAAGGGUCUUAUGCGUGUUUUGGCUGCUCGCAAAGCCAUGGUUGAUGAGAAGGUCGCCGAUUGGGCCUUGGGUGAGGCCAUGGCCUUUGGCUCGCUGCUGAAGGAAGGCAUCCAUGUGCGUCUCUCCGGCCAGGAUGUCGAGCGUGGCACCUUCUCGCAUCGUCACCAUGUGCUGCACCAUCAGCUGGUGGACAAAGCCACCUACAAUUCGCUGCAACACAUGUAUCCGGAUCAGGCGCCCUACUCUGUAUCGAACAGUUCGCUGUCUGAGUACGCUGUCCUGGGCUUCGAGCACGGUUACUCUAUGACCAAUCCCAAUGCUCUGGUGUUGUGGGAGGCUCAGUUCGGUGAUUUCUGCAAUACGGCACAGGCCAUCAUCGAUCAGUUCAUCUCCAGUGGCCAGUCGAAAUGGGUGCGCCAAUCGGGCUUGGUUAUGCUGUUGCCCCACGGCAUGGAGGGAAUGGGCCCCGAGCACUCGUCGUGCCGCGUCGAGCGUUUCUUGCAGAUGAGCUCCGACGAUCCCGAUUACUUCCCACCCGAGUCCGAUGAGUUUGCCAUCAGACAAUUGCACGACAUCAACUGGAUUGUGGCCAACUGCACGACGCCUGCGAAUUUGUUCCACAUCUUGCGUCGUCAAAUCGCUUUGCCCUUCCGCAAGCCUCUAAUUCUGUGCACGCCCAAGUCGCUGCUGCGUCACCCGGAGGCAAAGAGUCCCUUCAGCGAUAUGAGCGAGGGCAGCGAGUUCCAGCGCAUCAUACCCGAUCGCGGACCCGCCGGUGACAACGCCAGCAACGUUAAGAAGGUCGUCUUCUGCACAGGUCGUGUCUACUACGACCUGACUAAGACGCGUGCCGAGAAGCAGCUGGAAAAGGACAUCGCCAUCGUGCGUGUGGAGCAGGUGUCACCCUUCCCCUUCGACCUGAUCAAGGAGCAGGCCAAUCUUUAUAAGAACGCAGAGCUUGUCUGGGCCCAGGAGGAACACAAGAAUCAGGGCUGCUGGACAUAUGUACAGCCCCGUUUCCUCACCGCCCUCAACCACAGCCGUGAUAUCAGCCAAAGCGAUGAACAAUCCGCCUUCUCCAAUACAACUAAUACUAAUCAAGAAUCCGAUACCGAUUCCGAUUCUAACUCCGACAAAAAAUCGAAACCCUGGCUAAGUCGCAUGUUUGCCAGCGAUAAAACUGAUACCGUUACAACGGGAUCGGGCACCGUUACGGGCGAGUUUAAUGCCGCCAAGCAUUUCGAUUUAAAGAACGUACGACACGAUUUCAAUAGGCCCGCAGGCAUUGCGGCCGCCCCCGGCGUGCGCAUAGCAAAAACCGGACGUAAAAUUAGCUAUGCUGGGCGUGCCUGUGGCGCUUCAACUGCAACUGGAUCGAAGGCCCAGCAUAUUCGGGAGUUGAACGCCCUGCUCAAUGAUGCGAUUUCGACUUAAGAGGAACAUGCAAAGAACUUUUGGAAUGUGGAUCAAUCUGGAUGAUUAACUAGAGAUGAAGUGAAAUUGAAUAUUAAUUAUGAUUAUAUAUUUUGUAAUAGAAACGUCUUUGAUACGAUUUUUUCUGACGAUGAAAUUGUUAAGUGCAUAUUGUGUGAAAGUAAUGAAAUUUUAAAUAUUAGUUUAGUCAAAUUGAUGAAAGUGAGCAAAAAACAAACAAACAACAACUAGAACACAAAAUGUUUACAAGCUUAGCAAUUAAAACAAAAACCAACGGAAAAUCCACACACCAAACAAAAACUAAAACAGAACAAUCUUUAAAGUGAAGAAUUCAAAUUCUAAUAGUUAAAAUACAUAGUCACACACAAAAUCACACAUCA
This is a messenger RNA of Drosophila arizonae, 3835 nucleotides long. RefSeq names its product oxoglutarate dehydrogenase Nc73EF (gene Ogdh). Gene Ontology annotation, cellular component: oxoglutarate dehydrogenase complex; mitochondrion. Lineage: Eukaryota; Metazoa; Arthropoda; Insecta; Diptera; Drosophilidae. Gene Ontology annotation, molecular function: thiamine pyrophosphate binding; oxoglutarate dehydrogenase (succinyl-transferring) activity. Gene Ontology annotation, biological process: tricarboxylic acid cycle. The record is from RefSeq and is a predicted model, not a curated record.